This is a messenger RNA of Dissoconium aciculare CBS 342.82, 2228 nucleotides long. RefSeq names its product FAD-binding domain-containing protein. NCBI's taxonomy places the organism in Eukaryota, Fungi, Ascomycota, Dothideomycetes, Mycosphaerellales, Dissoconiaceae. Gene Ontology annotation, molecular function: FAD binding; Delta24(24-1) sterol reductase activity. Bases 185 to 2026 code for a protein of 613 amino acids. Gene Ontology annotation, biological process: steroid metabolic process. Gene Ontology annotation, cellular component: membrane; cytoplasm. The record is from RefSeq and is a predicted model, not a curated record. The transcript has a single exon.
CGGCGAAAUAUCGAAGGGUCCUGAGUACAACGGAGAGUUGGAAUUGUUAAUCCCUUCAUCUCACAGACAGCAUUGGAACAUUGAUUAUUUGCGUCCUGUACAGUUUCUUUCCAGUCGUCGGUUCUUUCUUCCUUUCCGAACUAUUCUUUCGUUCAAGAGCGGGCGACGACUGGUCCCAGCAGAGAUGGCGCUGGCGAGGCGGAAUGUUCAUCUCGUUGAGCGCAUACAUGGCGUGGCGGCAUACGACUGCCGGCCAAUAACACUUCCUACUAUUCGAUGCGCACGAUCAACACAAACACAUGAUCUUGCAAAUCGAAGAAACUAUUACAGUGUGAUAUCAACGCCUGCGUACACACCACAAUGCGCUUCACAGUUCCGACGCCAACAUUCCUUUCGCCACAGCACCUCCACCAACAUCCCGAUUCGUAACAGAAGGCCGGCAGGAUCGUCAAGAUUAUACCAUCAUGGUGGAGGGACUGCCAAGACGACCCUAGAUCAACAUCAUCGCGAAGUCGAUCGUGUGGCGGAGAGCGUCAAGGGAUUCUACGAUCGCGGCGAGAAGUUCCGCAUUUUCCAUGGCUCGACCAAUUCAACGAGGAAAUCUGCUAUGGGUCGGGACCCCAACAAGGUUGUGGAUACCAGCCGACUGAAUCAUGUUGUGCUCGUGGACACCAACACGCAGUCCGCCCUGGUCGAGCCGAAUGUGCCAAUGGAUCGAUUGGUGGAAGAGACGCUGAAGUAUGGUCUGGUGCCGCCAGUGGUCAUGGAGUUCCCCGGGAUCACAGUCGGUGGAGGAUAUUCAGGGACAUCAGGAGAGAGUAGUUCGUUUAAGCAUGGAUUCUUCGAUCGGACAUUGAAGCAGGUGGAGAUUGUACUCGCGAAUGGUGAGGUGACGACGGCCUCGGAGUCGGUCAAUGCGGAUCUCUUCCACGGUGCGGCGGGCGCCGUGGGCACGCUGGGAGUGACGACGAUGGUGGAAAUUCAGCUGCGCAAGGCGACGAAAUUCGUCGAGACGACAUAUCAUCCCGUGAAGAGCAUGCAGGAAGCGGUCACGAUGCUACAGGAUUUCACCUCGCGCCCAGAAGACUUCGACUACAUCGAUGGCAUCAUGUACUCCCAAACCAGCGGUGCCAUCGUCACUGGACGCAUGACCGACACCCCUAAACAUGGCCUCAACAUCCAACGAUUCAGUGACGCCAAAGAUCCCUGGUUCUACCUCUACGUCAAAGACCGUAUAUCCAAAGCCACGGGCCCUGUUACCGACGCGAUCCCACUCCCCGACUACCUCUUCCGCUACGACCGCGGCGGCUUCUGGGUCGGUACCGCACCUUUCGACUACUUCCCUGCCGUACCUUUCAACGACUUCACGCGAUGGUGGCUUGACGACUUCCUACACACCCGCAUGCUCUAUAAAGCGCUGCACGCGAGCGGGAAAUCUGAACAGAUGAUCAUCCAAGACCUAGCACUGCCCUACGAGACCUCGAUUCAGUUUGUCGAGCGCAUGGAUGAAAUGCUGGGCAUCUGGCCGCUCUGGCUCUGUCCGCUCAAACAGAGCCCGUACAAAACCAUGCACCCACACUACCCUGGCGUCGAAGCCGACGGCAUCACGCCGAAGCCCAUGCUGAACAUCGGCCUGUGGGGCCGAGCGCCGGCGAACAAUCAAUUUCCGGGAGGAUUCGUCGGCGCAAACCGCGCGGUCGAGAGCGUGCUACAGGAACUGCAGGGGAUGAAAUGGUUAUACGCACAGACAUAUUUCAGCGAGGCGGAUUUCUGGCGGGAUUUCGACAAGACUUGGUACGAUUCCUUGCGGGAGAAAUAUCACGCGACCUCUCUGCCGACCGUGUACGAAAAGGUUCGUGUGGAUGUCGAGGCGGAGCACCGAGCGAAGGAGAGCGCGCCGUUGUCGAAACGUCUAUUGGAUUCGUGGCCCUGGAGUGGACUGAAUGGUCUUAAGAGGGCGAUUGAGAGUCGGGAUUACGUGCAGGCGAGGGAUCCGGCGUGGAAGCACUGGGUGCCGAAGGCAUGAAGGGUCCCUCUCUCAUACGUCUUCUUUUAGGAGUAUCACAAAGAAGGGCGGUCUGGCGGUUUGUGACGCCUUGACCUCGCGAAAAUUUCUCUUCGCAAAGAAGAACCUUGUACACUUGUAUCAAUAAAUUAUAGAUCUGCAUCGAUUCGCUGGUCGUCGAAAAUCUGCCUUAAGAGAAGGCCCUGAGUGGACAAACCUUCCU